GCUAUAGAUAGUAUUUACAUAACUACAUAGUACAUAGUCUGUAGUAGCAACUAGCAAGUAGUAGUUAGUAGACAGUAGUUACUAAUUUACUACUUUGCUAGUUGAGUAGUAUUGGCGAUUCAUAAGGAGCACAGUUUUUUAUAUUAUUAAAUUUAUUAACAUUGCAAUAUUAAUAUGAUCAUAGAAAAUAGUGAUUACACAGAACACACUAUAUUCUGUAAUUCUGUUUCCUUUGGCCUUUACUCUGUUUGAUCAGUAUUACUUAAUAAAUUCAAAUUUGAAUUGAGAUUAAUUUAAUAUGUACAAUUUGUAUAUUUAAAUUUAAUACCUACUGAUUACCUAAUAUAUCAUAUCUUAAAAUUCACUCAACAGUAAUAAUAACUUAAAAUGUAAAUAUGUUCGAUUUUUGUUAAAUGGAUAACUGAUGUCUAACUUUAAUAUAUAAUAAACACAAAAGUCAAACAUUAUAUCAAUACAAUCAUCAUGUUUAUACAUGGCAUAUAUUUUAUUUGUCUAUACUUGUUGUCAAUCUCACAUAAGCUUGAAAGCUCGGAAAUAGUCAUAACAAUUUUGAGUCAACUAAAUGACUAUAAUGCAGGACAAGCUCUCAGAUUAAAGAAUAAUAUUUUGAAACAAACAAAAUCAAUUAAAGAUCCACGACUAGGUGGUGUAUAUAUGCUUCAUGAACAUUUUCCAGAACCUGGGAGUUGGACUAUUAUUCCAAUUUUAAAACUAUUGUAUAAAAAUAAUAAAAAUGCAAAGUGGUUUUUAUUUUGUGAAGAAAACGCUUAUGUGAAUUAUGAAAAUUUACAAUUACACUUAAGAGAAGAACACUCUAAUGAAUCAAUAUGGAUGGGAUAUGGUGUAAAAGAUAAACAUCCUACAAUAAUUCAUCAUUAUGCAUUUGAAGAAAAUGAAAAUGAAAGAGUUGCUUACCCUUUGUUUGCUGCAGGAUUUGUUAUGUCUGCUGGGCUGCUAAAAGAUAUUGCCAAUAUAAAUGUUGAAACUUUUGGUUCAGAUUUUUCAAUCGAUGCAUCUUAUGAGUUAGCAUUAGUGAUCAAUAAAAAAAUUGAACAUCUACCUUUGAAAUUUUGUUUGAAACUUUCACCAGACUGUAUUGUUCAUCCUUUAUCUGAAAGAAGUGACUGUACACAUUAUGGAAAGGUGACAAAAGAUUCAAUAUAUUUUGCUGUGAAAACAUGCAGUAAAUUUCAUUCAAAUAGAGUACCAGUAUUACAAUCUACUUGGGGCCGAGAUGCCGUGCAUAUUGAAUACUUUAGUGAUAAACUUGACGAUACGAUACCAACAACUGUAUUAGAUGUGCCAAAUACUGAAAGAGGACACUGUCUAAAGACUAUGACAAUUUUCAAAUACUUAUCAAAAAAACUUUUGUCAAAUAAAGCUGUGAAAUGGAUUGCUUUGACAGACGAUGAUACUCUUUUGAGUGUUCCUCGGUUAGCAUCGAUAUUGAGCUGUUGGAAUGGUCAGCAAAUAGCACUUGGUCAAAGAUAUGGUUACAAUAUUCGAGGAGAUCAGUCUUUAGGAUACAAUUAUCUAACAGGUGGAGGAGGUAUUAUACUUAAUGUAGCAUUGGUCCAUAAAUUGACCACUUGCAAAUGUUAUGCACCCGAUGCGCCCGAUGAUAUGGUAUUAGGCAUGUGUUUGAAAGCUUUAAAUGCUACAGUGGUCCAUUCUCCAGUUUUCCAUCAAGCUAGGCCACAAGAUUAUGCUGACGAGUAUUUGGAAUCCUAUCCAAUGAUAUCUUUUCAUAAACAUUGGAUGAUUGAUCCAAUAGAAGUCUAUCGUCAUUGGCUUUAUCAAGACUCUUCUUUUGGACAUGAUGAACUUUAAAAGAACCUGAAAAAACAGGAAAUGCUAUAUUACUAUUACCAAAGAGAUCAAGAAAAAUAGCUACUUCAAUACAUGUGAUUGCUUACAAACAACAUCUGUUUUAAAUGUCUAACACUUAAUUGGAUCAAAUACAAUGACAAUUAUGAAUAGUUAAAUAAAGUUAUUUGAAGUAGUGUAUUACA
This is a messenger RNA of Aphis gossypii (cotton aphid), 2033 nucleotides long. RefSeq names its product beta-1,3-glucosyltransferase. The coding region runs from base 484 to 1851 and encodes 455 amino acids. The transcript is spliced from 11 exons. The record is from RefSeq and is a predicted model, not a curated record. Gene Ontology annotation, molecular function: N-acetylgalactosaminide beta-1,3-galactosyltransferase activity. NCBI's taxonomy places the organism in Eukaryota, Metazoa, Arthropoda, Insecta, Hemiptera, Aphididae. Gene Ontology annotation, cellular component: membrane.